Molecule: messenger RNA, 351 nt
Organism: Antrostomus carolinensis (chuck-will's-widow)
Lineage: Eukaryota; Metazoa; Chordata; Aves; Caprimulgiformes; Caprimulgidae
Product: beta-microseminoprotein-like
Exons: 4
Coding region: 1-351 (116 amino acids)
Source: RefSeq, a predicted model, not a curated record
AUGAAAUGUUUAGCAGCCCAUGCAAGUAUGAAAUUCUUUUUGCUCUUUUGCUUGAUCCUCCUCUUCUCAAGAACUCCGUGUGAUGCUCGCUGUUACUUUAGACCAGCCAGCAAAUACGGGUGCCUUUCAAACAGAAACCUCUAUGUUUUUGGUGCGGUGUGGAAGACUGAAGAUUGUUACCAAUGCAGAUGUAAGAUGACUGCAAUGAUUUGCUGCAGCUUGGUUUUAAUCCCCAAGAACUAUGACAGAGUGAACUGUGUUGGCCUGUUCCACAAGAAAAGCUGUUCCAUCCGUGUGGUGAAGAAAACUAAUCCUGACAUAAGCUGCAAAGUCUACAAUGGAGUUGGUUAA